Molecule: messenger RNA, 3594 nt
Organism: Mya arenaria
Lineage: Eukaryota; Metazoa; Mollusca; Bivalvia; Myida; Myidae
Product: zinc finger protein 239-like
Exons: 2
Coding region: 92-1039 (315 amino acids)
Biological process (GO): regulation of transcription by RNA polymerase II
Cellular component (GO): nucleus
Molecular function (GO): RNA polymerase II cis-regulatory region sequence-specific DNA binding; DNA-binding transcription factor activity, RNA polymerase II-specific
Source: RefSeq, a predicted model, not a curated record
UAAAGAGUAAACAAGUACACAGUGUUUUGUGCAAACUGACUUUGGUAUUUUUAAUGGUUGACAGUACAGUAUAGACACUAGAAAGAUUGACAUGGAUAUACAAAAAGCCGAAAAGCCGUACACGUGCGAGAUCUGUGGAACAGGUUUGUCACGGAAAACCCAUUUAAAGCGUCACAUGAAAAUACAUACAAGAGGGACGGCAUGCUCGUUGGAUGUAUGUGGGGCUGAUUUUAAUGAUGGAAGCUGUUUAAGACACCCGAGAAAACAAGAAGAAGUGUUGAUGUACGGGUGUGAGGUAUGUGAUGCUGCGUUCUCUCUGAAAAGUAAUUUACAUAGACAUAUGCAAAUACACACUGGAGAGAAGCCAUACAAGUGUGAAUUUUGUGAUGUUGCUUUUGCCCAGAAAAGUAAUUUACAGGGACAUAUAAAACUGCACACAGGAUACAAGCCGUACAUGUGUGAGAUCUGUAGGGCCAACUUUUUUCAUAAAUCAAAUCUUAAACGCCACAUGAGAAUACACACAGGAGAGAAACCAUACAAGUGUAAAACAUGCGACGCUGCAUUCUCUCAGACAGGUGAUUUAAAAACACAUAUUAGAAUGCACACAGGAGAAAAGCCAUUUAAGUGUGAAAUAUGUGAUGCUGCUUUUGCGAAGAAACUUGAUUUGCAAACACAUAUGAGAAAACAUACAGGAGUUAAGCCAUUCAAGUGUGAGAUAUGUGAUGCUGCAUUUUUUCAGACCGGUGAUUUACACACACAUAUGAGAAAACAUACAGGAGAGAAGCCAUACAAGUGUGACACAUGUGGUACUGCUUUCACUCAGAGUAGUAGUUUACAGACACAUUAUAGAACACAUACAGGAGAGAAGCCAUUUAAAUGUGAGGUUUGUGAUGCUGCUUUCUCUCAGAGAAUAAGUUUACAGACACAUACACGAAUACACACAGGAGAAAAGCCAUUUAAGUGCGAGUUAUGUGAUGCUGCUUUCUCCCAGAAAAAUAAUCUGAAGAGGCAUAUGAGUAAACACAAAGAAAAAAAGUAAUACACGUGAGAGAUAUGAGAUGCUUCUUUCUGUGUGAAAAGUCAUUAACGUACACAUUUUUGAGUACACACUGGACCGUGGAGAAAAGCCAUAUGAUGCAAAUGUGAGACUUGUGGUGUUCUUAUAGUGAAAAGUAUUGUUGUGAAUUCAUGUAUACACACAUGAGAGAAACUAAACAUGUGUAAUUAAAGUGGAGAUUCUUAUUCUCUGGAAAGUGAUGUAAAUAUGAAUAUGAGUAUAGACGAAGUAGAAGACAUACAUCUUUCAGACGAUUGAUACUACUUGUUCUGAGAAAGGUACACACAACUUAUGUAAACACUCACAAGAGAGGAGCCAUGCGAAUGGAAAGCUGCUGGUGAUACAUGUACAUGUACUUUCCCUCGGAGAUACUAUUUAAAGAUUAUUAUUGAGGGGAAUCGCUUAGAAUGUAAGCCCAGGUGCAUGUGAUUCUGCUUUAACUUGAAUAUUUUGAACCGAGUGUAGGUCAAAAUCCCUUCCGCUCAUUUUGGUAUAGGUGGACAUAAUCCCCCCAUCAAUUUUUCAAAGCGGACAUAAUCCCUCCCAUUGUUUUUACAAGGCGGGCAUAAUCCCCCUCAACAAUUUAUAAUAUAUAUAUACUACAGACAGUUUGUGUAGUUUGCAUUUGGCAGUUUGCAGUAUAAGUAAAUGAUGCCUGUAUCAAUGAAUAAUUAAUUGCCAAUCAAGAAAUUAUUGUGUAAAAAUAAUUUAAUUAGCAAGGCAAACCAUCCAUAUGAUAUAAUUAUACAUAAUUACAGCCAAUAAAGGAAUUCCAACAAUAAAAAACAACAACUUUACAUGUUUAUUUGAAAGACAAACAUUCCAAAGUAAUCCAAAACAGUACCUUAAAGCCAUGCAGAUAGAUAAUAAAAUAGAUAUAUAAUAAAACUAAAAAACCUAAGGGGGUUGUUUAAUCUGCCUUGGAAAAAAAUGAUGAGGGGGAUUAUAUCCGCCUUUUAAAAAUGAUGGUAGGCAUUAUGUCCGCCUUGUAAAAAUGAUGAGGGGAAUUAUGCCCGCCUUGUAAAAAUGAUGAGGGGGGUUAUGUCCGCCUUAUAAAAAUGAUGAGGGGUGUUAUAUCCGCCUUGAAAAAAAUGAUGGGGGGGGGGUAUUAUGUCCGCCUUGUAAAAAUUGAUGGGGGGAUUUUGUCCGGCUCCCAUUUGAACCUAUUACAGUGUUGUAUGUUGACUUUUAGAAUAUCCAAGAUUUUUAGUGAUGUAAGUGGUGUUCGUAAAGGAACUAUCAGUUUUCAUACAUUUAAAAGUAAACUAAUUAAUCGUAUUAAUACUUGGUAUGCCCUCUUACGAAGGACAUUCAAUUAUUUUAGUUGCUCUUUUAUUUUCGGUAUAUAUUAGUUGAAGUAUUCGUAUUCGUAUAAAAUGCAUGAUACUCUAUAAAAAAAAACAGCUUCGUAUCAAAUAAAAAUAUAAGUUCGGACAUCACAUGGCAUGAACACUUUGUUAUUUUGAUAUAUGCUUAUUGAACGACUUAUCUUUUCUUUCGUUAGUGUGAAAAGCAGGCGUUUACUUAGACUCAUUUUUACUGAAAAUGCGGCAAAAUGUGGACGUAAAUUUGUCUUAAUAGAAAUAAUAUUGAAUCACCUUUUAAUGGUCUAAUUGUUGUUCGAAAUGGCGAUUUCUGUUGGGACCAAAUAUAAUAUAUUAUCGUGGGGUAUAUGUCCAUAGAACGUAAAAACAUGGUAAAUGCACCUUAUAUCAUAUGAUUAUUGAGACUAUGUUUUAUGUUAUUUUUACUAUGGUAUUGCAAAAUACACUUCAGCAGAAUUGUGUAUAACCUAUAUUAUGAAAUGGACGAUUGCCCAGGCAGCUUAUGAUAUUGGUAGAAUUUGUGCCUGAACUCAAGUUGUUCUCUUACAGUUUGUUUCUUGUACUGCAGUAGGAAUUGGUACAAGUACCUACUAAUAUGCUUACUCAAUGAUGUAUUGUGUGAUGAUUUAUUUUUUACACGUUAUAGAUGUUCAAUUUGUGUGAUAUUGAUAACCAGUCUGUUAGUAUAUUUAUAUAUAUAAUGGCAUCUAAUAUACUAAAUAAACACAAUUCUAGCUCAUACUUUAAUAAUAUGUAUUGAUGCAUGCUCCUUAUUAUUUGUUUUGUUUAAUGUAUGCUACGAAUGUAACGUGUUAACCGAAAAUUAAAAGGCCUAGUUUAGUCCUUCUAUAAGUGACCCCCCCCCCAAAAAAAAAAAAAAUAAUAAUAAAUAAAAUAAAAAAUAAAUAAAUAAAAAUAAAAACCGUUUAUUGUACACAAUGUCUGUGUAUUGAACUCAAUGUAAUUACCUAAUUGUGUUAUCAGAUCUCCGAUCUGAAUAUCCUGCUGUGCAGUUUUGGCCCUGACCCAAUAAACAAAUGAACUUGGGAAAUUGGCCUCUUCUGUGACAUCAGCGCAAUUAGCAGGAGAUUCACUGCAGGGGAUUGUCAUGCCAUACAUUCCUUAAACUAGGCCUUUAAACGGAUGAUAUGUUGAUUAUUGAAAAUGUUUAUAUUUGAAAUCAUGUCGAUGAAUAAGGAACUUAACGAAUUU